Messenger RNA from Arabidopsis thaliana (thale cress), 1384 nucleotides. It is a transcript of the gene GATA6, whose product is annotated as GATA transcription factor 6. Gene Ontology annotation, cellular component: nucleus. The coding region runs from base 222 to 1160 and encodes 312 amino acids. The record is from RefSeq and is marked reviewed. Gene Ontology annotation, biological process: regulation of DNA-templated transcription; positive regulation of DNA-templated transcription. Gene Ontology annotation, molecular function: zinc ion binding; sequence-specific DNA binding; DNA binding. NCBI's taxonomy places the organism in Eukaryota, Viridiplantae, Streptophyta, Magnoliopsida, Brassicales, Brassicaceae. The transcript is spliced from 3 exons.
UUUUGGUUCUUGGGAAAAUAAGAGAUUGAGAAAGAAUAAAGAAGAGAAACUCACAACUUUUUUAGUUUUAGGAGAAGAGGGCUUUGGUCUGGAGUCACUAUCAUAUUCAAUGCUUUACCAAACUCACCUCUUCUUCUAAAUUCUCACCACUCUUCUUCUUCUUCUCAUUCACCGACAUAUCUCCUCUCUUCACUCUCUGUCUCUUCUCAUCUCAGGAAAUAAUGGAGAGUGUUGAAUUGACGUUGAAGAACAGUAACAUGAAAGACAAAACCCUAACCGGCGGCGCUCAAAAUGGCGAUGAUUUCUCCGUCGACGACUUGCUUGACUUCUCAAAAGAAGAAGAAGACGACGACGUUUUGGUUGAGGAUGAGGCUGAAUUGAAAGUACAACGAAAAAGAGGAGUCUCUGACGAAAAUACCCUUCACCGGAGCAACGAUUUCUCCACCGCUGAUUUCCACACUAGCGGGCUUUCCGUUCCGAUGGAUGAUAUAGCGGAACUUGAAUGGUUAUCAAAUUUCGUAGAUGAUUCUUCUUUCACGCCGUAUUCUGCUCCGACGAAUAAACCGGUUUGGUUAACCGGAAAUCGGAGACAUCUUGUACAACCGGUUAAAGAGGAGACCUGCUUCAAAUCCCAACAUCCGGCCGUCAAAACCAGACCCAAACGAGCCAGAACCGGAGUCAGAGUCUGGUCUCAUGGUUCGCAGUCGUUAACCGACUCAUCUUCAAGCUCUACAACAUCUUCGUCGUCCUCUCCUCGUCCUUCAAGCCCUCUAUGGCUCGCCAGCGGUCAGUUUCUUGAUGAGCCAAUGACUAAAACACAAAAGAAGAAGAAAGUUUGGAAAAACGCUGGUCAGACGCAAACGCAAACGCAGACGCAGACGCGGCAGUGUGGUCAUUGUGGAGUUCAGAAAACGCCGCAGUGGAGAGCAGGACCAUUAGGAGCGAAGACGUUGUGUAAUGCGUGUGGUGUGCGUUACAAAUCGGGUCGGUUACUACCCGAAUAUAGACCCGCUUGUAGCCCAACAUUUUCGAGUGAGCUUCACUCAAACCACCACAGUAAAGUCAUUGAGAUGCGUAGGAAGAAAGAGACUUCUGACGGUGCUGAAGAAACCGGUUUGAACCAGCCGGUUCAGACGGUUCAGGUUGUCUCGAGUUUUUGAAGAAAUUGUGGAAGGUUUUUAAAGGAGCAGAAUUAGGAUCCGACCCGGUUCAGAUUUAUCACCAGUUAGUAUGUUAACGGGUUAUGUAUGUUUUAAAUUACAAAUUUGAUUUUUUGUUUGUUAGUCGUAGUAGGUUUUUAGAUUUAGUAACUGGUUAAAACUUUUAAAACUCUUACUAUUAUAUUUGUUUUGUUUCGCAUUAAUUUUCAGAAUUCUUUUUUUCU